Gekko japonicus is the source of this 1656-nucleotide messenger RNA. Its product is annotated as chromosome unknown open reading frame, human C9orf40. The coding region runs from base 64 to 597 and encodes 177 amino acids. The transcript is spliced from 2 exons. Lineage: Eukaryota; Metazoa; Chordata; Lepidosauria; Squamata; Gekkonidae. The record is from RefSeq and is a predicted model, not a curated record.
UCGAGCGGACCACGUUCGCAGCUGCGCGGCGAUGAACUCUUGGGCCGCGCCAAGAGGGCCUUGAUGGCUAAGCGUGGAGCAGAGGCAGUGGCCUUCCACGCGCCCUGGGAGACCCUCGCACCUCCUAGGCCCCCGAAGCGAGGGCGGAGCGAACCCGGGCUAAGGGAGCUGCGAUGCGGGAAAACACCCUGGAGCGGAGGCGGCUGCAAGAAACGGAAACGGGCGGAAGAGGACGAGGAAACUUCGGCAAAGUGGCCCAGCGGCGCCUUGAAGCGGAGCAGACCUCAGGAAGAGCAGGUGCCUGGGGCAAGUGCCAGCGGCUGGGAGGGGACGAGGACGCGGCGGAAGGAGCCGCCUGGACCGCUGCCUGAGGCUGACGAGGAGGCUGGAUCGGGAGAAACCCCAGCACAUCCUUGGAACCCCAAAACAUCCAUGGCUGAGGAGCAUCAAGAUGACGUUUGGCACUACAACUCCUUCCAGUAUUGGAGGCCUCCAUUGCCUGCCAUUGAUUUGUCUGAUAUUCUUGAUCUAGAAAAAGAGAACAUGGUCAAAACAAGAAACUCUAGCGGGGCUGGCCUUUCAGAAAUGGAAACGUGAAAAAUGACCCAUUGGUAAAUGUAUUUUGCAGAAGCUGGUUUCUGUUUAGGUUCUGUUAUUACUUGAGAAAGUAAGCAGAUAUGAUGUUUCUGGUGAAGAAAAGUAUGUUUUGGAGAAGAAACAACAGACUUCAUCAGUAAGCCAAUGGCAUACAGAAAGAAGAGAGAGAAGACAGCGCUCAGAGGACUGUGGGAACGUUUGAAAACAGAUACGUAGUGAGAAAGAGACUUGACUUUGUAGAUUGAAAAAUGAACAGCACAGAUGCAGAUUGGUCUGUUAACAUAUGGCUGAAGUAUAUAAAUGAAAUUUUGAAUCUUUUUUUAUUGUUAGAUCAGCAUAACCAAAAAUAAAAAUAAGCACUUCUAUGCAAACUGAAAUUUAGACGGGCAGUUAUUUGCCUGCAAGAAUUACCACUGUAUAACUUUUGGUUUAUUAUUGUUUGAGGAACCAUCAACUAUGCUUCUUUCUCUUUUUUCUCUUCGUUUUAUAGAAGUGAUCAAUAGCUGUUUAUGUUUUGUUCCUUAGACUAUUAUGGGUAAAGAAAGUGAAUUAUUCAGUGUAAUGUGAAAUUAUGGGCAGUCUUUGUAGGAUCCAGUCCAGAUGGUGUUCUAGUUCUGCAUAGUUUAAAGCUUUGUUUCUUAGUGUAAUUACUCUGUGGCAUUUGAUUGACUGUGCUAGCAGUGAUAAUUAGAAGGGCUGCUGUAAACCAGCAUGGGCCUUCAGACAAAGAUUUUCUCUACUCCCCUCCCACUACCCAGGCCCAGCCCAGACAUAAAGUAGUUCUCUAGGGUUUCUUGGGGCCCUGGACUUUUAUUAAUCUAGUUCCCCCUUUCUCAGUGGUUCUGAUAGUCUGAAACAGAGUUUAUGGGUACAUGUGAACAUUAGGGCUUUCAAAUGUCAAUUUUUAAGUUGUAAACAUUUCUUUGUUAAUACAUUGUAACUUUGUUGGAAUAUCUGAUAAAAUCUUUUCACUGAAUUGAAAUCUUCAUUAGAUCUUUGUCAAUCAAGUUGUGAAUUUGUACUGAUUACCCUUUAUUUUGAUAACAUUUUUUAUGUGCU